UCAAUUCGUCAUAUUAACGGUAAAAAAGCUGGACUUGUUGCAUAACGAGUGCAAACACUUUAUAACAGGUGUUUUGGAAUGACUAAUUCCUUGUGACGGUAAUGACGCGGCGCUAAUAGGAUUUGAGCUCUCGCCUUCCUGUUGCUAGUUUGAAGAGUUUGCAGGGAUAAUGAGGGCGGAGCUUUGUGCAGUGCGUGAGAAAGUGGUUUCUCUGUAGUAGUGGUUUAAUCUGAGUGAGAGCAUGAUAUAAUGAAUAUCGAGUACACAGGAGAUUUCCUACUGCAGGGCAGUGCUUAACGUGAUUAUGCUCUGGAAUUUAAUUUACUGAGCUCUUAAAAUGAGACAAAUUGUAACUUUGCAUUAUGUGGAAAUAUCUCAAAUGAUUUCAAAUCGUGAGUGCAAUCGGGAAUGAUGAUGAUUAUUAUUUGUAAAUCAUUUGAUGUUUUCUGUUUGUGUGCCAAACACAGUGUGGCUGCAGGUUCCUGUAUCCCGACAUGGGCAAACUACAGAGCAAGUUUCGAAAGAGGUCUGACCUUUACAGAGCAUCUCAGGGAGAGAAGGCUGAAAACUCCUGUGACAGUCAGGUGUUGCAGUACGAGCCCGCCCAUCAUGGAUCCAUCAAUACUGUGACUAACCUCAGCCCGGAUUUAUGUGUCUCUGGUGGGACCGACCAGGCCGUGGUAGUGUACGACUGGAAACAAGGCCGAAUGUGUCAGUCCUUCCAGGGCCACAACCGGGAGGUCACCAAGGUGCUUUGUUAUCCAGGUAGUACGUGGAUCUUUAGUGCCUCACGGGACAAGACCGUUCUGAUGUGGGACCUAAACCAGGGAGAUGAGCCCAUUCAAGAGUUCUGUGGGCACGAGUUGGUGGUUAAUGGGAUAGCUGUCAGCCCAGAUGGGACAAAGCUGUGCACUGGCUCUCGAGAUAACUGGAUGUGCCUGUGGGAUAUAGAAACAGCAAAAUGUGAACAGAGACACAAUAUUUCUAGAAACCUGGUGACUCAUGUAUGCUGGGUUCCGGCUAGCUCCUCUGUCGUGCAGACGUCUGAGGAUAAAAUGAUAAGAGUCUGGGACAGCCGUACGUGGCAGGUGACCCACACUUUUCCAGCCAAGCAAUACAUCCAGACCCACUGUGACGUCUCUCCGAAUGGUAACCACCUGAUUUCCAGCAGCAACGGCUUUGGAGGCCAGGGGUGUGAAGCCACGCUGUGGGACCUGCGGCAGCCUGGCUGUAAAGUAGUGGAGUACAGAGGUCACCUCCAGACCACAGCCUGCUGUGUGUUCCUGCCUGUUUGUUGUGGUGGCACAGCCAGAGUGGCGACCUCCUCUCAUGACAGCUCCGUCAAAAUCUGGGAUCAGAACACAGCAGCUUGUCUUGGAACACUGGCCCUGGAUGGUGCCGGUCCACUGGUUGCUCUGGCUCCCAGCGAUCCCAACAACAUUUUGUGUGCCAGCUUCAACUCGGGGCUUCACCACAUCCAGCUGGAAGAAGGAUCUCCUCAGAGCCAGGCUGCUGGUCCCGGCUCAGGCGGCUCGGCGGGCCUGGACAUCAGAGUUGUGGCUCGUUUUUGAUAACUUGUUUUUAAUAUUCAUGUAGAACAUUCUUUUGGCUUCAGGAAAAGCUUCCGUGUUGAGAAGAUCCGGUUGGAGGAGGCACCUUUUCCCACUCAAAGUUUCAAACUUUUCUGUUUGUCAUGAAGACUUUAGAGGAGUUAAACACCGGAGAGGUUUUUCUGGAUCAAUCUCUAAAAGGAUCUGGAUUGAACCCUCCUGAUGGCGCUCCUUUUUAGGGUAAGUUUUUGAUCAACACAGGGCCACAAACCGACAACUUCGGACUGAACUUCUUUGGUAUCACAGCAGAAUAUUUUAGGAUUUCUUUUAAAAAGUAUUGAAAUAGAAGACGGAUUUGUACCAGUUUACCCUGGCUAUCAUCUAAUGACAAACCAGGUAUUAAAAAAUAGAUUUAAAACCAGCUCUUUAAAGGCUGCUGGGAGGAUCCUGUGCAAAGGACUCACUGGUACUGAAGAGACUGAACAGAUUUCUCCAGGUUCUUAACCUGAAUGCAUAUGCAGUCUUAGCUCCAGCAGCUUGUCACAUUCAGACUCGCAUUUUGCCAAUAUUGUUAUUAUUGCGAUUAGUGUUUCUAGUUCUUAGUACCUGGUGGGGCUGACUGAUCUUAACCACCUAAAUUUGGUGAUUCUUAAACAAGUUUGUCUCUUAAAACCACAACAGAACUCUCGUAAAAUGGACUGACGAAACCCUGAAAGUAAUAUAAAAAUGAACAAGUCCGAAUCCUUUUGAAAUAUUUAAUUCAUGCUUUUUUGUUAUUUUUUGUUACAAAAUAACCAACUAAAUUACUUUAUUUACUAUUUUUAAGGUCUGCAUAUUUAUAUUUGAGAGUAGAAAACGUGCAAACACUAUAGAAGAAGUAAUUAAGCUUUUUAUCAGGAUUUACCUACAACACAGAAUCAGAAAUUACCUAUAACUACCUUUUCUUUUACAUUUUUAGUACAACUGCAAACUAUUUGGUUGUAAACCCACUGAAAAUACAAGAUAAUAUUCUGUCAGAUGGAUGUUUUUAGUUUGCUAUGUUUAAAUGAGCAUCAGUAGGAAAACAUUUCCUUUUUUUGCUUAUUUUUUUAAGGAAGAGUUAAAUCUUUUGCUCUGCUGACUUUGACCCUUUCAAUUUUAAAACCAGAAUAUGAGUUCAUCUUAUUUUUUAUAAACUAAAUGAUGUAAAUGUAGCUCCCAUGUUGAUGUGUCAUAGUUUAUUUGUAUUUUUGUCAUUUCCUGCAUAAAACUGGCAAGAGGAAUUCCA
Messenger RNA from Oryzias melastigma (Indian medaka), 2817 nucleotides. RefSeq names its product WD repeat domain 31 (gene wdr31). The coding region runs from base 495 to 1571 and encodes 358 amino acids. The record is from RefSeq and is a predicted model, not a curated record. NCBI's taxonomy places the organism in Eukaryota, Metazoa, Chordata, Actinopteri, Beloniformes, Adrianichthyidae. Gene Ontology annotation, molecular function: protein binding. The transcript has 9 exons.